AGCGGAGGUGAGAACCGAGGCAGAGAAACAGAGGAGCAUGGCUGGGCUGGUGCACCUGUGCGCGGUGUUCAUGUGGACCACAGUGGCUGUCCAGUCGAUUGGCUGGACCACCCGCUACCCGGAGCUGGGUAAACUGGAGAGCCUGCAGUGCAGCUGUACGGAAGGGCAGUGCCAGCCUGCGUUCUGGUGUCGAUUACGCAGCGGUCAGUUCCAGUUCCUGUUCUCCCACAACACGGUGGACAAGUCCACGUACGGCUCGGAGUCCGACAAGCUCCUGUACACGGGCGCCGUUCAGGUGAGCAGCAGGACCACCUACUCCCUGAAGAUCCUGAGGGUGACGAAGGAGGACGCGGGGCUGUACUUCUGCGUCUUAAUGGGCAAAGGAGCCCUGUACCUGGGAUCUGCUGCGGACCUCAGGCUGGGAGAAACGCCUCCUACACUCGCCCCCAUCACCACCACCACCAAGGCAAAGGCCAAGGCCAAGGCCCCCCCAUCCUGCUCCUGUCGUGACCAAGGCAAAACUAAGCCAGGCAAGCCAGUGAAAGGAUGCAGUCCCGCAGUGUUUUGGUCGCUUGUGGGAACACUUGUGACCCUGGCUCUGGUCUUACUGGGCACACUGCUGUACUUUUCGCGUCUUCCCAGGAAGUGUCGCCACCGUAUUGCCAAAGGUCGUUGUCAGGCUAAAGAAUAGGUCACACAGCCAACCCGUGACAAGAAGGGUUCCCAGUUCAGAGGCUUUUAACUGGAUCCAGUUCACCACGGAACCAUAGGAGUGGAAUCACAUGCUUCGUCCCGAUGGCUUCUGCAAGUUUGUUCUGUUUGGUUCUGUUCUCCAUUUGGACUUUUAAAGGGGUUGGCUAAGGGAAUAUGUAAAAAUUUUGAUGGUAUGUUAAUUCUUUAAAAAGGUUGACCCCUUUACUCUGUGAGAUGAAGUCUCUCUCUCUUGUUACGGUAUGACUGACUAGAAUGUACUUCUCAUUUUCAUACAGUAUAUACUUUCACAUAACGCACACACACACACACACGCACACUUGUAAAAAAUGUUUGAUAUUUUUAUAUGUGUGAUUUAUUUUGGGAUAUUUGUAUGACUGUGUUUUUUGAAUGACUGUAUUUUCUAAAUUUGACAAAAAGUAUUUCAUUGACUGGUCAGGAAUCUAUUUACUUUACACACAUUCUUAAAUUACAACUGAUGUUAUGACCAAAAGCUUUUUCUGUGCUGCAUUUAUCUAGUGCCAUCUUGUUAAAAUAAAAUGUAAAUAUUUAUGCUAUAAUUAGAUUCA
Molecule: messenger RNA, 1280 nt
Organism: Anguilla anguilla (European eel)
Lineage: Eukaryota; Metazoa; Chordata; Actinopteri; Anguilliformes; Anguillidae
Gene: cd8b
Product: cd8 beta
Exons: 7
Coding region: 38-691 (217 amino acids)
Biological process (GO): regulation of immune response
Cellular component (GO): cell surface
Molecular function (GO): coreceptor activity; MHC class I protein binding
Source: RefSeq, a predicted model, not a curated record